CAACAAAACAGCAGAAGGCUGAAGUUCCUCUUUGGAAAGCACACGCAGAGAAACUUACAGAGUCAUUUUCACACAGCUGUCCGUCACAUCAUCGGACAAAACUACUUGUCGCACAAUGGCAGCCCAGACAGCCCAGCGAUGGCCCAACAACAGUCCUGUGAUUUCAGUGGCGCCCAACGACACGCGGCGUCUUCUGGAAGUUUACGUCAAACGCAGCCUCAGCCUCAACGACGAGUCGCUGGGAAUCAAGUCUCCCGAGCGUAAACUCAAGUGGGUGACCAUCCCCAAAAGGCACCGGAGACAUUCCAGCGACCCUUCCAUUCACUUGGCCGACGGCGUGAACGAAGACGGUGGGUUCUCGUCGCUCGCUCCCGUCGACCUUCCCCCGGAGAUACCGUCGGACGACAAGGUCAGCAAGAAGUCCAAGAAGCACAAAAAGCCCUCCUUGUGGAAGAACUUCCUGGAUCUGUUCCCGCGGAAGAGCACUGAGGAGAAAGACGAGGAGCAGGAGUGUCCGUACGAUGUUCCGGAAGCGUCCGACGAUGACUCGGACCACGUUUCCGUGUGCCUGCCCGCCUCGACGGCGGCCUCCUCGACAAAGAAGAAGUCCUUAAAGAGAAAUGUUUUGAAAAGAAGGUUUUCCAAGAGGCGCCUGUCCCUCAUUAAGUUCAACAAGCGAGAGGAGUUGAACCCGGCGGACAUCACCGGAGUAGAAGCCGUGGUGAGCGUGGAACCGACUAUUUCCUACUAUGAGAAGGUGUCCGAGGAACUGGAGAAGAUUCUCCACGAGGUCAAGGAAAAGGAGGAGGCGGUGACUAUGUCGGAUGAGGAGGUCAUCAACCGGAUCAUUGCUUUGACAAAGGAGCAGGGAGACGCUAUCGACGGCAAGAUUAGAGACAAUUCCACCCUGAGCAACUUCUUCAAGGGGAUGUCGUACUCGUCCUUCCAGAGGCUGGCCGACGCCUACCUGGAGAAAGAGGCGUCGCCCACACUCACCCAGCCCGCCGUCCUGUCCACGGCGCCCGAGCUGGUCAAGUUGGCCUUCACGCUGGACUUCACGGCUCGCGUCGCCGGCCUCUCCCGCCAAAACGUCGGCCACAUCACCGGCCUGGGCAACCGCUACCUGCAAGACCGAUUUGAGUACAAACAAGCGUGUUCAGAUCAUCCCUGAUGACGGAGGAGGCAAAUCGUGGAAACAUUUCCGGGAGUUAAGUUAAGCUGAGGAUGUGAUGCAAGUUUCCCGUUUGAUGUGGUUGUGUUUAAUUAUGCCGGAAGAGCAUAAUCUGCUGACACGGACGCUGUGAGGACAUUCCUCAGUGAACUUCACCGUACGGUAGUUGCUGGAUCUACUAUCACGGUGGAUUCACGCUGCAAGGUUCUAGUGACACAAUUCGGAUGUAUUUUUUUUCGUGUGCCACAAUUAGGAUGGUAGUUUACUGUAAAUGAAAAAAAAAUGAAUCUGGUCUAAAUACGCUACAUCAGAGGUGUCUCCAUCUAAAUAAGCUAAAUAAUUGCAGACAUCGGCCAGUGGAGUAAAUGAGGACCCUCAUUUAAAUCAUUGGGGGAAAGAGUCAGUCCAGACCAACAUUAUGCUACAGUAUGGAAUUUUAUAUUUGUAUUAUUGUUUACUUCCAUGUUGACGCUUAUGUAGGUACUUAGGUGCAAUUUGGGCAUGUGCUGGUUGUUUCAUGUGUUCUGUCAAUGUAAACACAGCUAUAUACUGUAGGAUAUGUGUCUCUUAAAAUGUGAAUGGAAGUAGAGCAGCGGUCAAACAUCAUGUUUUGUUUUCCAUCAAGGGGGCGUUAUGACUGAAAAUCAUAAAACUGUAUAAUCACAUAGUAUUAUGUACACACAAUUACCCUUGCAUUUUAUUGAUAUAUUUUUUUAAACAUUGAAUUCAGUUUGACCAAAUAUUUUGGUUGGUGAAAAAAAUGCUUGUAAUAUCUGUAAGAAGGGUAGAAAAAUGGUAAUUUUCAUUUAAAAUGGAAAAAAUACAUCUAUUUAGCAAGCAAAAUGAAGUAGUAGAUAUUUGAUUCACUUUAGUGGGCCACAAAACUGAUGGGGUGGGCCAAAUCUGUCCCACAGGCCUAGUGUUUGACACCUACACCUGAACUACAAGUUUAAAAAAAAUAAUCGCAUAUAGGCAUUAAAUCAUAAUUGAACCCUUGGACCUGCAGCGUAAAUCCAGUCUUCAUGUAAUAAAUGUGAUGUUUUAUUGAUUUUGUUGAGAAACAACCCGUGCAAUAAUGUUUACAGCGCCGCCAAUUUCACAACGACAAAAAUGUCUUAUUUACUAGAAGUUCAAAUAAGAUGUGACAUGUUGAUUUUAAUGUGAAUGCAGGCAUUCAUCUUGCAAAUAAAAAUGCAGAAUCAACAAAAGCUGUCCUUUUGUUUUUGGAUGUAGAUUAGCGUUUGUUGUGUUAGCCUAGCACAGUAAGCCAAUGGUGGAAAGCCAAACAGGUGCCACACCUUUUGUCAACUUAAUGCGUAUAAAAAAAAAUUUUUUUUAAAACAUGGUGCGACGUGGAAGCAUGCAAAAUGCGCCACGGGAAUGCCAACGUGUCGAGACCUUUUGGAACAUUUGGCGUUGAAUUAUGCAACACGCAGCCUCACCGCACCCCGUCUUUUCCCAACGCUAGCGUGUAAUUAAGAGAUGGAAUGUGGCAGUCUGUCAGCAGCCAAGCGGAAGCGUGCGCUGAUGGAUCCCACCUGAGGAACAGGUUUUCCCCGCAGGCAGGCCAGCACGGGAAACGCCUUAAUGUCGUCCCAUAGCACGGGAUGCUACUUCCUUCAUGGAAACAUAUCUUUACUCACGACGUGUGUGGAAACUGACUGACAGAUUUUAAGAAAACACUGCACGGAAAAGGAUAGAUAGAUAGGUGUGUUGGGAAUCAUCUUCCAUCCACUGCUGUAUAUAGUGACCCAUAUACAGUAGUCAGUUCACCAUUUUGUAGUGCCGUUCGAAUAUGUAGUGAGUAC
Molecule: messenger RNA, 2979 nt
Organism: Phycodurus eques (leafy seadragon)
Lineage: Eukaryota; Metazoa; Chordata; Actinopteri; Syngnathiformes; Syngnathidae
Exons: 6
Coding region: 116-1171 (351 amino acids)
Source: RefSeq, a predicted model, not a curated record